AUGUUAAACAAUAAAAUAUCUUACUUUCAUCAUGUUAAUAGUCCUGAGCAAAUUGGUAAUGGUGAUGAUGGAAGUAGUGAAGAUGAUCAACAGUCAGAAAAAAUUGUUGAAAAAUUGAAUAAACGUUUAAGUAUUGAUAGACAAAAUCGAAAUCGCCCAAGAGAUUAUGCAUCAAUAUUGAGAGAAUAUAAUACACCAAAAUAUACAUUGCCCACAAAAUCUAUUUAUUAUUUUCAUAAUAUACCACAAAAACAAAGAAGAGCAACAAUGACGACCAUAAUAAAUCAAGUAAAUUAUAGACUCCCACUAUCAUUACAAAAAGUUCCACCACCGAGUCCCAUUCGUUCUCAAAAAUUACAUUUAACGCCUCGAACAAAUUAUUUUGUCGGUUUAUAUCAGGCAUCAGUUCACUUAAAUCAAAGAGGAAAAAACACAUCAUUACCUGCAAAUUCGGCAAGAAAAAUAGGAGAUAGCGAUUUCUCGACUAAUAUCAACAAUGACAAUAAUGUUACUCCACCUCUGCUAACAAAACAGUAUGCAUCAUUCAACCAUAGACCAAAAACAAAUUUGAAUUUUUCUCAUUAUAACUCAUCAAUAUCACCAACAGUCUCUGAUCAUAAUUUGAUAACAUCGAACAAUACAAAUCAUAAAUCAAAGAUAUUUAAUCGUUCAUUAUCGGUAAAAUCGAACAAACUGGGCAAUAAUUGUAAUGGUCAUUUAUCAACAAUAGUUCCUUCAAUUGUACAAUUAGACACUAGUUCUGAUGGUCAAAUAUUAAUAGCUGAUGGAAAAAGAUUAUUAGGAAAUUAUUCUACCUAUAAGAAACACUUUGUUGUACCAUCUUGA
Messenger RNA from Didymodactylos carnosus, 846 nucleotides. Lineage: Eukaryota; Metazoa; Rotifera; Eurotatoria; Philodinida; Philodinidae. The record is from the annotation of a GenBank genome assembly.